Trichosurus vulpecula (common brushtail) is the source of this 378-nucleotide messenger RNA. RefSeq names its product MLLT11 transcription factor 7 cofactor (gene MLLT11). Bases 103 to 378 code for a protein of 91 amino acids. Gene Ontology annotation, biological process: positive regulation of mitochondrial depolarization; positive regulation of release of cytochrome c from mitochondria; positive regulation of DNA-templated transcription. Gene Ontology annotation, cellular component: cytosol; nucleoplasm. The record is from RefSeq and is a predicted model, not a curated record. The transcript has 3 exons. NCBI's taxonomy places the organism in Eukaryota, Metazoa, Chordata, Mammalia, Diprotodontia, Phalangeridae.
CCACCCAGCUGUGGAAAAGCAGGAGGGCCAGAGAGCCCAGCCCCAAGCCUCCUGAAGCCUGACCCAUCCGUGGAACCCACAAACUAUUGGUCAUUGGGAGCCAUGAGGGACCCUGUGAGCAGCCAGUAUAGCUCCUUCCUUUUCUGGAGGAUGCCCAUUCCUGAACUGGACCUGUCCGAGUUGGAGGGCCUGGGUCUGCUGGACAUGUCCACUUAUAAGACCCGAGGCAACAACAGUGGGAAACUGUCCAAGGAGGAGCCAAGUGGAGCUGGGCAGAAGAAUUGUCCUGAAGGUGAUGCCCUGCUUGAGUACAGCACCUUCAACUUCUGGAGAGCCCCUAUUGCCAGCAUCCACUCCUUUGAGUUGGACUUGAUUUAA